Messenger RNA from Orcinus orca (killer whale), 2573 nucleotides. It is a transcript of the gene LYPLA1, whose product is annotated as lysophospholipase 1. Gene Ontology annotation, biological process: protein depalmitoylation. Gene Ontology annotation, molecular function: palmitoyl-(protein) hydrolase activity; carboxylic ester hydrolase activity. Bases 176 to 868 code for a protein of 230 amino acids. Gene Ontology annotation, cellular component: cytoplasm. The record is from RefSeq and is a predicted model, not a curated record. The transcript is spliced from 9 exons. Lineage: Eukaryota; Metazoa; Chordata; Mammalia; Artiodactyla; Delphinidae.
GGGCGGGGCGGGGCGGGGCACGGUACGGCGAGGCGCGGCGCGGCGCGGCGUGGGCGCGCACGCGCCUGAGCGCGCGCCCGUGGGCGGGCCGGACUCGGCGCUUGCACCCCCUUGGGCAGCGGCUAGGCGCCCGCUCCGCCUUCCGCUUCCGACGCGCGGUCGGUGGAGCCGGUGUAUGUGCGGCAAUAACAUGUCGGCUCCGCUGCCCGCCAUCGUGCCCGCCGUCCGGAAGGCCACCGCCGUGGUGAUUUUCCUUCAUGGAUUGGGAGACACAGGGCAUGGGUGGGCAGAAGCCUUUGCAGGUAUCAGAAGUGCCCACAUCAAGUACAUCUGCCCGCACGCACCAGUUAUGCCUGUAACAUUAAAUAUGAACAUGGCCAUGCCUUCUUGGUUUGACAUCAUUGGGCUUUCACCAGAUUCACAGGAAGAUGAAACUGGAAUUAAACAGGCAGCAGAAAGUGUAAAAGCUUUGAUAGACCAAGAGGUGAAGAAUGGCAUUCCUUCUAACAGAAUUAUUUUGGGAGGAUUUUCUCAGGGAGGAGCUUUGUCUCUGUACACGGCACUGACCACACAGCAGAAGCUGGCUGGCGUCACCGCUCUCAGCUGUUGGCUGCCCCUGCGGGCUUCCUUUCCACAGGGUCCUAUCAGUGGCGUGAAUAGAGACAUUUCUAUUCUUCAGUGCCAUGGAGAUUCGGAUCCUUUAGUUCCCCUAAUGUUUGGUUCUCUUACUGCUGAAAGGCUAAAGACAUUGGUAAAUCCAACCAAUGUAACCUUCAAAACCUAUGGAGGCAUGACGCACAGUUCAUGUCAACAGGAAAUGAUGGAUGUCAAGCAGUUCAUUGAUAAACUCCUACCUCCUAUUGAUUGACGUCACUAAGAGGCCUUGUGGAGAAGCGCACACCAGCAUCAUCGUCAUAGAGUAUAAAGUUUUUUCUGUGCCCGAUCUUGAAACCUCUGAUGUUUGCAGUGUUAAAAUGUUUUGCAAAUACACACCAAUGACACAGACUAAAAAAUCUCCUCAUGGGAAAUUUAUGAUCUUUUAAGUUUCUAUGUAUGUAUUUGUAUAACAUGAUCCAGAAUAUAUUAGUAUUAAAGUAGGUGAAGCAGGUAGCUUCUUUCUCUCAUAUGUAAUUCAGCAAAAUAAUAAAAUACUGUAACCAGAUUUUUUAUUACAUCACUUGAAAAUUAUUAGUAUGCUUAAUGAAAACCUGCUCAGGUAUAAAUGAGCAGUUAAGACAUAAAAGGUCUAUGCGUGCUGUGACUUAAGGCUCUGGACUUAUUCCCAAAUUACUUAGUCACCAUGCAGUAUCUGUAUUUUUAUAUAUGUGUUCAUAUGUACUUAAUGAUUAUAAUGCAUAAUAAGAAUGAGGUGUUAUUACAUUAUUCCUAAUAAUAGGGAUAAUGCUUCUAAGUGUCAGUAAAAAGAAAUAUUGCUGUCUUCAAUUAAUGGCCCUCUUAUUUUGGGGACCAGGUUUUUCUUUCCUGAAUAUAAUUUCUAUUUAAUACUCUUUUUUCCUCUCUAGAAAAGAAAAGUGUUCUUUCUUCUUUUUUAUCCUUCAUAACAGACCAAAUAUUGCCUACUUGCCAUGGACGUCUGCUGUCAAUAUGUGCUGUAAUUUGACAUUCCGAAUCACAGACGUGAUGGCACUGAAAGUGUAUUUAUACUUGUAGAAAGAAGCCAGGCAUCCCUUCAAAGUUUCUACACUACUUCUUAAACUGGACCUUUGUCUGCAGCUUAGGCCUGCAGAGUUACAGGUAACGAGGAUAAUUCUGUGGUUGUAUUUUUCUGUAAUUAACUGAAAGAAUAAUUAGGUCAUAUUCUAGUAUGUUCCGAAAUAUUUAAGACUGAUCUUACAAACUGUAAUUUCUAAGAUGAUUUGUUCUAAGAUGAUUCUUCUCAUAGCGUAGAGUUUUAGUUUACUUAUUUUGCACAUAUGUUUGAAACCGACUGCUGUAGGAAAUGAACAAUCCAUUUGAAAAAUUUGCUUUACUUUUAUCUGCCAGUGGACUUAUUUGAAAUUUUCACUGUAGUCAGAGAGGAUCUUUUUAAGUUAGUUUCUGUGCAAACAUGAAAGUAGCAAUUAUUUGAUUUUAAAUAGAUUUUUCAGAUUAUUGGUUAACAUUAUUUGAAAACAAGUUUAUGGGUAAUAAAAGCUAGUCAGAACUCAGUACAUAUGGUGUAGUUACCACCCAGUUUAAUAUGUAGCAAAAAUGUACGCCUGAUAUUUCUGAACUGUUGUUAAUUUUUCUGCUGUAUUCCAACUGACUAGAACACCGUUACGAACGCAUCUUUAUAAAUGGGUGCUACUUGAUGAUGGAAAUGAUUUCGUAUGGACAGCGUAGGAUGUUAAUAAUGAAGCCAUACGUUUAUGUCUGGAUUUACAGUUUUUAAACAAUCAUUUACUAAGUCAUUUUGCUUUUAUCUUGAAGAAUGUAAACUGUUGUUUCACUUACACAAAUCAGCAAGAUCUAAUUUAUGGCAAGAAAUAGAUUCCAUUGAAAUGUGCUGUAACGUGGGAAAAUGUAAAUCUUUUUCACGGUUUCUAUCAAUGUGAAAUAAAAUGUAAUUCUGA